GAACCAGGACACAGGAGAGGACUGCACCACACCACGCCGUGUACAGCAGCUCUGUCGCUCUGGUCGCCAACCGCGUCGUGUGCAACUUCCUGCUGAGGCUGUCUCAUCAGGUUCACACGGUUUUACUCUCGCGACUCCCUGUCACGCUUGGGCAUUUCCGUCCGCCCGCUGCUGGGUACUCGAGAACAGAGCACGCGCUUUGCAAUUCGGUGCUUUGCAACAUGGCCAUGAACGUCACCUCAGCUGUACGCUUCUAUGUCGACAAAAUUGUCUCCGAUCCCAAGAUAUCAGGUAUGAAGGUACUGCUACUGGAUGCAGUGACAACCCAAGUUGUGGCAAUGGUAUACUCGCAGUCGCAAAUCCUCGAAAAGGAAGUCUAUCUGGUGGAAAGGAUGGAUGCGGAUCACGAGCCGAUGCAGCACCUCAAGGCGGUUUACUUCAUCCGGCCAACAAAGGGGAACAUCCAGACGCUUUGCGCGGAGAUCUCCAAACCGCGGUUCUUGGAGUACCACGUAUUCUUCUGUAGUAUCUGUCCCAAUGAACUACUACAGCAGCUGGCCGCUGCUGACGAGCACGAAGUUGUUCGUCAGGUACACGAGUACUACGCGGAGUUUUGCGCCGUAAACGAGGACUUCUUCUCCGCCAACUGCCCGGAUGCUCUACAGCUAGCCUUGCCCAGGCCCCCUGCAGCUGCCAAGACGCUCCUCUCGCGCAACAGAGAUGCUGUUCUGUCGGUGCUUCUCGCGCUCAAGAAGAAGCCGUCUACCAUCAGAUAUGCGGGUUCGUCCUCGACCGCCCGCGAGCUGGCCAUGGAUAUCUCAGCUCAGAUUCAGGCCGAUCAGAUCUUCGACUUUCGAAGACAGCAAGGACCCGUCUUGCUGAUCUUGGAUCGACGUGACGACCCAGUGACUCCGUUACUUUCGCAAUGGACAUACCAAGCGAUGGUUCACGAGCUCUUGGGGCUCAACGACAACCGGGUGGUUCUCAAGGGGGCACCGGGAGUGCGGAAAGAUCUUGAAGAGGUAGUUCUUUCCUGCACACAGGACGACUUCUUCGCGAAAAACCGCUUCUCGAACUUCGGAGAUCUGGGAGUGGCGGUGAAAAAUCUGAUGGAUGAGUAUCAGAAGGCGACGCGAUUGAACGAAAACAUCAACAGCAUUGAAGACAUGCAGGCGUUUCUCGAGCGGUAUCCUGCUUUCCGGUCGCAGUCACUCAACGUGUCCAAGCACGUGGCUGUCUUGAGCGAGCUGGCUCGCCUCGUAGACGUCUAUCACCUUCUGGACGUCAGCCAAUUCGAGCAAGAGCUGGCGUGUGCAGACGACCACGUAUUGCACUACCGCGAGCUUAUGGAGAAGCUCACCAGUUCGAGGAUAAAGGCGCCGGACAAACUGCGCCUGGCGAUGCUGUACGCGCUUCGCUACGAGGAUAUGGGUAACCUUCGCGCGCUGAAGUCGCGUCUCCUUGAAUCCGGGCUAACUCCGGAGAAGGUGGACCUACUGGAUGCUCUCUUGCAAUACUCAGGAAACGCAGUACGGGGACCGGGCCUCUUCGGUCAAGACAACCUCAUGUCAAAACUGGGCAAACAGAUCACCACGACCCUCCAGGGGGUCGAGAACGUGUACGCUCAGCACGUGCCGCUGAUGAUGACUGCGGUCGAAGCAGCUCUCAAAGGGAAGCUCAAGGAUAGCGUCUACCCUGCUGUCGGGUCGUCUGGUGGCAAAUCCCAGGAGGUCAUCGUGUUCAUGGUAGGGGGAGUGACGUAUGAGGAAGCCUGCAAGGUUGCCGAGCUCAACGUUUCUCUGCCGUCCGGGCAUGUUGUUCUUGGGGGAUCGUUUGUGCACAACAGCACCUCUUUUCUUGAAGAGUUGAACUUGAGCUUUGGUCCAGCUAGCCAAGAGCGAGGUCUGGGUGCGUUUAGGUGAAAUUAUGCGAAUUAUAGUGCAUGUACAGAAACGUUGAGAGUGAAAAAAAGUUUGACAAAACAUGAUUGUGUUCGAUAUUGCUUCGGCCAAAAUUUUGCUCUUUUAUUUUGUUUCAAGUGUUGGCCAGGAAGAGUUUGUUUGGUAACAUGUCCCUUUAUGAAGUUACUGGCAUCUCUGCCUUUUCAGGCUUGAUAUCGGUAUUGCACCGUUCGUGACACAAGCUACAGAUAAAUUAAUGCUUUCUCUUGCCCACCUUCUGAAAGAAGAGGGUGUCACAACUUAGGCUAUGCUCUGAGCUACAAGCCUCAUUAGGAGUUACGGCGCUGUAACCAUGUGGUACAUAGCUUGAUACACUACGUCGGCCGGCCCACCAUCAGCAUCGGCACUUGCGCAAACACUCGUUCGUCCUUUCUGACGUCGCAAGCUCAAUUUGUUUCCCUGCCAUUGCUCUAUAGCAGUCCACAAAGGCGUGGCUGUUUUCUCGCUCCCCUUGUCCGAGCGUGACAAGCUGUGCGCCGAUUUUCUUGUAGGUGUGAGUGUCGUGCUGGUGGCACUUGCCACCCCCCGGCCCUCGUCGUACCGCAAUCUUCCGGUGAUGAAGCGACAUUUUGACGUUCCCCAUUUGAUCCAAAAUUUGUCCUAGAACGCGGUGCGCUUUGGGACUGGUAGGUCGGAUCUGCGUAGCUUUCCGUCCAUGUCUCAAAGCAAGUUUAUACUCUCCUUGCUUGAAAUAAACCGCAGCAAGGUUUACGUUCGCUUCGUAGUGCUCGCUGUUGGCCAUCAAAACUUGGCACAACGCGGCCAACGCAGCUUCCCAUUUGCCCAUCUGCCAAAGAAUGACAGCCAGGUCGUUCUUAGAGUUGAUGUCCUUGGGGUUCAGCUGAAACGCUCUGCGAUAGUGGCUCAUCGCGGCCCUGACGUUUCCUCCUUCAAAGAGAAGAGGUGCAAUAUUGUGGUGAU
Ectocarpus sp. CCAP 1310/34 is the source of this 2882-nucleotide messenger RNA. NCBI's taxonomy places the organism in Eukaryota, Phaeophyceae, Ectocarpales, Ectocarpaceae. The record is from the annotation of a GenBank genome assembly.